Molecule: messenger RNA, 1850 nt
Organism: Athalia rosae (coleseed sawfly)
Lineage: Eukaryota; Metazoa; Arthropoda; Insecta; Hymenoptera; Athaliidae
Gene: firl
Product: short-chain dehydrogenase/reductase family 16C member 6-like
Exons: 8
Coding region: 332-1255 (307 amino acids)
Cellular component (GO): lipid droplet
Molecular function (GO): oxidoreductase activity, acting on the CH-OH group of donors, NAD or NADP as acceptor
Source: RefSeq, a predicted model, not a curated record
ACGAAUGAAGCACUAGUCUUUUAUUCUCGAUAUGACAAACGUCGUGGUCGAUUCAGUUGCGUUUUAAACGUUGCCAGCCGAAGUUCUGUAUCGUUGCAUUACAUUAUAGGGGCACGAGACCUACUUUACAAAAACUAAAUGAACGAAUCGUUGAAUAAUCGUCAGUAAUCAUGCGUCGCUGAUAAUAAUAACCACUGCAACUACGAUAGCAACAACAACAAUAAUAAUAAUAGCAACGUUAUAUUCCAACAAGUGUCGUGAAGUUUGAUCAAGUCGUAUGAUAUAUACCGUAUUUUUUAUACGUUAACGAAGGAGACUCACCGGCGAAAUCAUGGUUACCGCAUACGCAGGGAUCGCCGUAUUUGCGGACGUUGUGCUUUUGAUAUUUAAAAUGCUGUACUACGUCGUCGAAAGUAUUUUCUGGCUAAUUUUUCCGGUCGAAGAAAAAAAUGUGAGCGGCGAAGUGGUCCUGAUAACUGGAGCAGGACAUGGCAUUGGCAGAGAAUUAGCUCUGCAAUAUGCAACUUUAGGAGCAAAAGUUGUUUGUUGGGAUUUAAAUGAAAACGGAAACAAGGAAACGGCUGAAGAGAUAAAGAAAAUUAACGAGACGGCAUCUGUCUAUACUUACAGAUGUGACGUGACGAAUAGAGAGGAGGUGAUCAGGGUUGCUGCUGAAGUUCAAAGAGAUGUGGGGGACGUUACGAUACUAGUAAAUAAUGCUGGGAUCAUGCCAUGCCAUACUUUAAUGGAUCACACGCCAGAGGAGAUAAGAAAGACCUUUGACGUUAACGUGAUCGCCCAUUUCUGGAUGCUCCAAACUUUUUUGCCAAGCAUGAUUAAGAAGAAUCACGGACACGUUGUAGCACUCUCGUCGAUGGCUGGUAUCGCCGGACUUCCAAAUCUCGUACCAUAUUGCGGUUCGAAAUUUGCAGUAAGAGGUAUAAUGGAAGCCAUUCAUCUAGAGUUAAGGGACGCGAUGUUGCCAAAGCAGUUGAACAUUAAAUUCACAUGCAUAUAUCCAUACAUGGUUGACACCGGGCUAUGCAAGAAGCCGAAAAUGCGAUUCCCCACCCUCUUUUCACUCGUUCCACCAAAAACAGCAGCUGCUGAAAUAGUAAAAGCUCAACGACGUAAUGUACAAGAAGCUUCUAUACCGAGUGUGUUCUUUCAUAUCAAUAAUAUCUUCAGGAACUUUCCUGACAAAGUUCCACUCCUUGUUAGAGACUUCCUUGACAGUGGGGUUGAAGCGGACUGAUAAAUACGUUAAUAUAAUGUCUACUUGGUUCUACGUUACUACACCAAUAAGUGACAAUAUGAAUGAUGAAUUCGGUGAAUAUUCGCAGAGCUUCGGGCGCCUGGCAAAACAAUCAAAAUUAGGAGUCGUAAUAACCGAAAGAUGAUCGUCGCUGCAAGCGAGCCAUUGUUAGAGUGCAUGGUCAAGUACCUACUUACCCUAAAAACUAAUAAGUUCGACGCUAUCUUUAUUUUUAUCUAGUUUUAGUUUAAUUUUAAGCUCAAUAGGAAAGAAAUAAUCACGUUUCGCGUUACUGUGAUUACUUGUCAAAUGUUGUUGUUAUUGUUGUUCGUUCUUUUUUUUCAACUGUUCUUAUACAUUGGUUGUUUGUUAUAUCACAAGUUCUAGUAUUAUAUCACGUUUUAUAAAAUCGUACAUUAAAUUGUCUUUUAAUAUUAAUCUACUGAUCAUGUAGACCAUAGGUUUUGUUCACAGCGACUCCCACAAUUCGACUUUUUAAUAACGUUGGUAGAGUAAUUGCAACAGCUGUUAUAUAAACGAAGUGCUCCAAAGUCUGUGUACAAAAAUAUCAUCUAAUAAAAAUAAAUAAUAUGCA